AUGAACAUGGUGGGACCGCAGCUUGCAAGGUGGCAAGGGGCCGAGAUGAAGAGCGGGGAGAGCUGGGGUGAUAUCAAGGACGGAGAGGUCGCGUGCUCGGUGCUGUAUUCUGAUAUUGGGAAGAAGUUUUACGCCAAGCACGGCUGGCAUCCGUAUGAGAGUACGCACCUCGAGUUCCCGCCGCAGGCAUCACCGCCACCAUCGGAAUCGGGAGCGGCGGGAGCUGUGGGAGCGGUGCAAGUCGAGGCCGCGCCGCUAGGUUACCAUGAGCUAGCAGAGCUCUGCUCCGUCGACGAGCGUCUCAUCCGCGCAAAGCUGUCCAAGAAGAGCACAAAGACCCGCGUCUCGCUGAUCCCGGACCUGGACGCCAUGCUCUGGCACCUGAUGCGCGAGGACUACAUGACCAAGCACAUCUUCGGCCAGACACCCACCGUCCGCGGCGGGGUUGUAGGCGAGCAUGGGUCGCGGGUAUGGGCCGUGUGGACGAGGGGUUACUACGGCGGACUGAAGAAGCCCGAGGGGAACACGAUGCAUAUCCUGCGGCUCGCGAUUGAGGACGAGGAAGGGAGCGGAGACGAGUAUGUGCAGAGUGCCAUUGAGGCGCUGUUGAGGAUGGCGAGGGCGCAGGCGGCGGAGUGGAAGGUGAAUAACGUCGAGAUGUGGAAUCCUGAGCCCAGGGUGAGGGGACUGAUUGAGAAGGCGGGGAUUCCGCAUGAGUUUAUUGAGAGGGAGAACGAUAGCAUUGCCAGCCUCAUGUGGUAUGGCCAAGGAGAGGUUGAGUGGGUGCUCAAUGAGAAGUUUGGCUGGUGCUGA
Molecule: messenger RNA, 813 nt
Organism: Colletotrichum phormii
Lineage: Eukaryota; Fungi; Ascomycota; Sordariomycetes; Glomerellales; Glomerellaceae
Exons: 1
Coding region: 1-813 (270 amino acids)
Source: RefSeq, a predicted model, not a curated record